This is a messenger RNA of Lolium perenne, 2495 nucleotides long. RefSeq lists its product as uncharacterized. NCBI's taxonomy places the organism in Eukaryota, Viridiplantae, Streptophyta, Magnoliopsida, Poales, Poaceae. The record is from RefSeq and is a predicted model, not a curated record.
UAUGCCCACUCUCCGCCACAGCCAAAAUUCCAACUCCGCAAACUGAAGAAGCAAAACCCUCAACUUAUCCCGCCGGCCUCCAUCUACGGCGGCGGCGGCAGCAGCAGAGGUACGGCAGCGGCGGCAGCAGCAGAGGUGCGGCAGCGGCGGCCUCGUGUUUGCACUGGCUCUCCCCUCCAUUUUAUUGAUCUGCUUCUCCGAGCCUCGCGACAUCGAAAUCUAGCAACAGCGAGUCAGCGACCAAACAUUCCCCAUCGCCUCCUGCUGCUGCCCGCGGGGUGUGACACCAUCCAGCACACGCAAUACUGCUCUUAGUGCUGAUUACUGAACUACUGUGGUGUAAUGGGAGAUCAGUAGAUCACGUCUGAAUAUUUACAUUGACUUCUGAGAGCAAGGUCCACAUAGCAGUGAAAGAAACUACAAAGAUAAAAACAGCUGUUGGAAAUUCAUAUCUUCGCUGUUCAGACUCUCGGUCCCACAUUGCAGCACUCACUAAUUUGAUCAUAGUAAAUUCACGCAAGAAAAUUUCCCUAGAUGACUCCACGCCCGCCUGGUGCUUUGCUUAGUCGCAAGAAUUGUCCAAAUGAGCCAUCGAUGGUACACAACCCUGUGAAUUUUUGCCACCCUCAGCUUCCUCAGCAUAUGCAAUUUGCACAACCGUCCUAUGCCAUGAAUAUCUCCGCCCAGCAAUUCCAACAGCAACCCCUAUACCCACCAAAUGUCCAGUACGUUGUUGUUCAACCACAAUAUGCUCAGUACUCUCUACCACCGCCGCCAUCGCGUCCACUUCCUCCCUUAGUUAUGACAUCAACGCCAAUGUCAGAUGUGGGCACUCCUCGUAUGGCAACUUGUCCAGACAGAAAUGACAAUGCUGAACAUGAGCGGACUGCUAGGCGAUUAGCAUGGACGGAAAACGAGGACAUAAGACUUAUAAACGCUUGGUUGACUAGCUCCAGGAUCAAGAAGCAAGACAUGUACUACUACUGGGCAAAUGUUGCGGCUGUAUUUAGCAGUACCACACCUAGAGAUCGGAGAAGGGAAGUGAAACACUUAAAGGGGCAUUGGCAUAAGAUAUCCAAGAAGAUUGCCCGCUUCGACAACUGCUGGUGCCAGGUCAAGGCAAAAUAUCCUAGUGCUGUGUCUGACACUAUGGAACUGAUGGACAAAACAUGGGCGAUGUUCAAUGAGGAAGCACGGGCGAUGUACCUUGAGGAAGAGAAACAUCGUUUUGCCUUUGACCAUUGCUGGAAAGCUCUCUGGGAGCAACCCAAGUGGAAAGCCUACAUCUCCUCGUUGUCCUCGAAAAGAAGCAAGCUGUCUGAGUCCGAGGACUGCACGUCAUCCUCUGAAGAUACUGUUGAUGCCCCUGAUAAAGAGAUUGAUGAACAUGGUUGCAACACAGUAAAGGAGAAAAAUGAAGGUAAAGGAAAGAUAGCAUCUUCAUGGGAGUUGAAAAAAAAUGUCCAAUGCUUAUCAGAUCUUCAGAACAUGCGAAAGAAGAAACGGGAGGAAAUGACAAGGUUACAACUUCUGCACUCAGACCAAAACCUUGAGCUUUCCAGAAUAGAACAGCUAGGAAGUAAGGGCAAUGAUGCGUUAAUUUUAGAGAAGCAGCCAGAAUUAUUGAUGGCUGGCGUUUCGUCGUACAAAGAGUUUCUGCCUGGGAGUGAGCUGUUGGUUGGCAAUUCGAAGUUCAGUGAGUAUCAACAUGGUAGAGCAUUGAGGGAAGAUGAGCCUGAGGAGGAAACACUUGAACAGGAUUACAAUACACUAGACGAUGAUAGAGCAACAGCCGGGGAAAAGCUUCCUGGAAAAGAAACAGGCCCACAUGUUUGCAAGAAGCCAGAGCAUGGCAGAGUAAGGCGGGGCAAUGUUCCUGAAAGAGAAACUGGUGCGCAAAGUUGCAAGUUGACAACGCUCAAACGAAAACGCAAAGGCAGGGCAUUACCUUGUUUGUCUGAGGUGCAGGAGGACAUCAAACAUGCAGUGGAUCUUCAGACCAUGCUUAUGAAGGAUCAUGAGAAGAUGUCAGAGGUACAGCUCCGUCUCUCCAAAGAGAAGCUUGAAUUUGCCAAACUAAAACAGCAGGAAGCAAAAGACAAGAAGGAAAGAACACUUCACAAGAAUUAUUCAGAGUUGUUGAUGGCUGACACCUCCAGGUUCAACGACUUCCAGAAGGGAGAGUAUGAAAAGGCGGUGAGGCGGAUGGGUGAGAUGCUAUUUGGUAAAGAUGAUAGCUAGCAUUCAUUUCGUAGGUUAUGUUAACUAGCAGUAAUGUAAUGUGGGUUGAUGUUGUUAUAUGUUGUGCGCCGGUUGAGGUCGCUUAGAUUCUCGGUUUAAGUACCUCUACCUCGAAGGUUCCAUCAUCCCUUGUUGGAUCUAGCUCACACUUGCUUUUCUAACGACCAACUUAUUUCAUGAUUGAUGAAUUUAACUUGUGGAAGCAUUGAAUUGUAAGCGCCCAACUUAUGACCAGCAGAGUAUUUCUUUAGGCA